Molecule: messenger RNA, 997 nt
Organism: Spea bombifrons (plains spadefoot toad)
Lineage: Eukaryota; Metazoa; Chordata; Amphibia; Anura; Pelobatidae
Gene: DUSP11
Product: dual specificity phosphatase 11
Exons: 8
Coding region: 175-975 (266 amino acids)
Biological process (GO): protein dephosphorylation
Molecular function (GO): polynucleotide 5'-phosphatase activity; protein tyrosine/serine/threonine phosphatase activity
Source: RefSeq, a predicted model, not a curated record
UCUUCAAUUCCGGAAAUAUCCUAAUAUAUGGUGCUGCGAUAAGUUCUGCGCUACCGCCUAUGCGAGCGCCCGGCGUUACCCACAUCAAAAAUGGCCGCGCUAUUACUGGCGGAAGUGAUGUCAUGAUAGCGUGUAGCCUCAGACGUGUCCAGUUACAGCAACGAUGGCGUGCGUAUGAUGGUCAUCUGCAUGUUCCGAAAUCUCAUCUGUCCACCUUUACGACUUUCAAUUCGUCAUCAGAUUACGGUGUCCGCUCGGGGAAUGGGGAAAGGCAGGAACCAUCUACCGGACAGGUGGACAGAUUAUAUCCCAGUCGGCAAACGGAUCCCGGGCACUCGUUUUAUCACUUUUAAAGUUCCUUUAAAGAAAGUUUAUGAGAACAAGCUUGCUCCUCAUGAACGCUUUUCACCAGAAGACCUGAUUCAAGCAAUUCAAAACCAGAAUGAAGAACUUGGCCUGAUCGUGGAUUUAACGUGUACUACUCGCUACUACUGGCCGAAGGAGUUACCCAAGACUCUGCACUACGUCAAACUUUUCACUGCUGGGCAAGAAAUACCAAACGAUGAGGUCAUAUUUCAGUUCAAGUGCAUCGUGAAACAGUUUCUAAGAGAGAAUUCAGACAAUGAAAAACUUAUUGGUGUUCAUUGCACGCAUGGAUUGAAUAGGACUGGGUAUUUGGUCUGUAGAUAUCUUAUUGAUGUGGCUGACAUGGUGCCUUCUGAAGCAAUAGAAAAAUUCAACAAAAGCCGAGGACAUUCUAUAGAGCGCAAAAACUAUAUUGAUGACCUGAUGUAUGGAGUGACGAGAACUAAUUCUGGAUUGGAUAAACCCAGGUUACUUCCACCUCUAGCCACACACCAGCCGCAUAUACCACACACGAUGGAUGACGAGACGCAUGCGUGUCAUCCACAUCCCCGUCAGGAUCAUCAUCGUCGUCAUCAUCAUCAUCAUCCAUGGCCUCACAGGUAUUCCUAAAGUAUAUUCAUAAAAAGGCUGC